Messenger RNA from Chrysochloris asiatica (Cape golden mole), 1499 nucleotides. RefSeq names its product Rho GTPase activating protein 1 (gene ARHGAP1). Gene Ontology annotation, cellular component: cytoplasm. The record is from RefSeq and is a predicted model, not a curated record. The coding region runs from base 170 to 1489 and encodes 439 amino acids. NCBI's taxonomy places the organism in Eukaryota, Metazoa, Chordata, Mammalia, Afrosoricida, Chrysochloridae. Gene Ontology annotation, biological process: small GTPase-mediated signal transduction; negative regulation of endocytic recycling. The transcript has 13 exons. Gene Ontology annotation, molecular function: GTPase activator activity.
GGCGGAAGUGGUUGGGGAGUGUGGCUCUUGAGACGGGGAGGGGGGUGUUCCCGUUCCCCAGCGGAGCCGGAUGUUUGCCGAUCUUUGACAGGCGUGGCAAAGGGAGCUGUGCCCGAGCGCGUUUUCUCUUCAGGUUCUGUGAGGUGUGGCUGUGGGGGACAGGCUGGUCAUGGACCCACUGUCAGAGCUGCAGGAUGAUCUGACAUUUGAUGACACCAGCCAGGCCCUGAACCAGCUGAAGCUGGCCUCCAUUGAUGAGAAGAACUGGCCCUCAGACGAAAUGCCAGACUUUCCCAAGUCAGAUGAUUCCAAAUGCAACUCCCCGGAACCUGCCACACACCUGAAGUGGGACGACCCUUACUAUGACAUCGCCCGGCACCAGAUCGUGGAAGUGGCAGGCGAUGACAAGUAUGGACGGAAGAUCAUUGUGUUUAGUGCCUGUCGAAUGCCCCCUAGCCACCAGCUGGACCACAGCAAGCUCCUGGGGUACCUGAAGCACACACUGGACCAGUAUGUGGAGAGUGACUACACGCUGCUCUACCUGCACCACGGCCUGACCAGUGACAACAAGCCCUCCCUCAGCUGGCUCCGAGACGCCUACCGCGAGUUUGACCGCAAGUACAAGAAGAACAUCAAGGCCCUGUACAUUGUGCACCCUACCAUGUUCAUCAAGACCCUGCUUAUCCUCUUCAAACCUCUGAUCAGCUUCAAGUUUGGGCGGAAGAUCUUCUAUGUGAAUUACCUGAGCGAGCUGAGUGAGCACGUGAAGCUGGAGCAACUGGGGAUCCCUCGCCAAGUGCUCAAGUAUGAUGACUUCCUCAAAUCCACACAGAAGAGCCCUGCAACAGCCCCCAAGCCCAUGCCACCACGGCCACCUCUGCCCAACCAGCAGUUUGGGGUUUCGUUGCAACUCCUCCAGGAGAAAAGCCCAGAGCAGGGGCCCAUUCCACUAGUGCUUCGGGAGACUGUCAGCUACUUACAGGCCCACGCUCUCACCACCGAGGGGAUUUUCCGGAGGUCAGCCAGCACCCAGGUUGUGCGGGAAGUGCAGCAGAAGUACAACAUGGGGCUGCCAGUCGACUUCGCCCAGUACAAUGAGCUGCACCUGCCCGCAGUCAUCCUCAAGACCUUCCUCCGGGAGCUUCCUGAGCCCCUGCUCACCUUUGACCUUUACCCCCACGUGGUGGGAUUCCUCAACAUUGAUGAGGGCCAGAGAGUGGAGGUGACCCUGCAGGCCCUCCAGACACUGCCAGAGGAGAACUACCAGGUGCUUCGCUUCCUGACUGCCUUCCUGGUCCAGAUUUCUGCCCACAGCGACCAGAACAAGAUGAACAAUACCAACCUGGCUGUGGUCUUUGGCCCUAACCUGCUGUGGGCCAAGGAUGCCGCCAUCACCCUCAAAGCCAUUAAUCCCAUCAACACCUUUACCAAGUUCCUGUUGGAUCAUCAGGGGGAGUUGUUCCCUAGCUCUGACUCCAAGGGGCUGUGAACCCAGCCCC